Molecule: messenger RNA, 963 nt
Organism: Metarhizium brunneum ARSEF 3297
Lineage: Eukaryota; Fungi; Ascomycota; Sordariomycetes; Hypocreales; Clavicipitaceae
Gene: TCEA-B2
Product: Tuliposide A-converting enzyme b2, amyloplastic
Molecular function (GO): lipase activity
Source: RefSeq, a predicted model, not a curated record
AUGGCCUCCAAACUCCAGGGCCUCAAGGUCCUCCAAACGCCCUACAAAACGAUUGCCCACCACGAAAUCCGCACCGACGUCCUCGUCCCCGAAACGCCACUGUCCGGCAAACGACCCGUCAUCGUGCGCUUCCACGGCGGCGGCCUCGUCAUGGGCGACUCGCUCUACUUGCCCUUCUACCCCCAGUGGCUGACGGACCUCGCCCUCGCCCACGGCGCCAUCAUCAUCUCCCCCAACUACCGCCUCCUCCCGGAAGCCACGACGCCCCAGAUCUUCCAAGACGUAGCCGACUUCUGGGCCUACAUCCACUCGCCCUCGCUCGCCUCUCUCCUCUCCUCGCAGUCGCCCCCCGUCGAGGCCGACCUCGCCCGCGUCCUCGUGACCGGCGACUCGGCCGGCGGCCUCCUCUGCCUAAGCACCGCGCUCACGUACCCGCGCGACGUGAGGGUCGCCGUCGCCACGUACCCCCUCGUCGACCCGGGCGCGCCAGAGUUCACAACGCCCCGUGAGAACCCGCCGCUGGGGAAGAGCGUCCCGGAGUCGGUGUACGACGACGCGCUUGCCGCGGCGGAGGGCGGGCCGGCAGAGAGCUCGGUGACGUCCGCUGCGAGAUUGGACUUUAUGCUGGCGGCCACGCAGCACGGCCGGCUGGGCGGCUUGUACGCGCGCGGGCUGGAGGGCGCGGCGCCCGCCGAGAGGAGGGUGUAUUUCCCGCCGGAGGCGCUCGAGGCCGAGGGCGUGAGGCUUCCGGUGGGGGGCGUCACGAUACUGCAGGGGAGGGACGACAGCGUCGUGCCCGUGGAGUCGGUGAGGCGGUUUGUGAGGCGUGCGAGGGAGGUCGUUGGUGAUGAGGGGGUGCGUUUGGCAGAGACGGAUGGCGAGCAUGGAUUUGAUGUCGCCUUGCGGUAUGACGGGUGGCUGAAGGGCGAGCUGAAGAGGGCAGUCGACUCAUGGUUGGAGUGA